AUGGAUCAGGCCAUGGCCAAGAUGAUCCAUGAUCACAACAUGGCCGAGUUCCUCUCUGACGUGCUGCACGUUUGGACCGUCCCGGCCCAGUCCAAGCGGGCUUACCAGAAGAUUCUGGAGCCUACCAAAUAUCCCCCUCCGCAAGCCCCUGCCAAUGCAGACAUCGAGCCGGCCAAAGAAGCUACUGCCAACGGCGGCACAAAGUCCAAGGGCGAACUCUUCCCAAACAAGGUUCCAUUCAAAGCCAGUGGAAAUCUCGACGCACAGGCAUUCCUGGAACACGCUGCCAGGCUCAGGGUGGCUAAUCAGAAGACCCCUCCAAAGCCCGCUGUGCCAACCUCAAAGCGACGUAUCAUUUUCUCGAAUCUCCCGUACUGGUGGAAUGUCGAGCACGUGAUGUGUCUGGUUCACGGGGGUCCUAUCGACCAAAUCAUGGUCUACACCCAUGAGGUGCAUGUGGAUUUCAUUUUUGAAAAGGACUGCAUCGCAUAUGGCGCUGCUUACCCCUGGGGCAUCGACAUGGAUGAUCAGACGAUCGGGGUCAAGGUUGACUUUCCCAUCGAGGAAGACCCAGCUCCGGUGACCCUGCACAAGGCUGGAAUGUCUCGUGUCGUGAGAGUUAAUUUUCACGAAGAUAAGCCUGUGUCAUGGCUUCUAGGCCUGGUCGACCGUGACAAGGUUGAACACAUAGUAUGCCACACCAGCCCAGACUUGAACACCACGGUGUUUUACUUCCUGAGAAGCAUCUCCUAUGGUGCAAGAGUCUUUAAGUGGUUCGAGGACAAUUGGCCCCUGUCUGUACCCAAGUUUGAAACGGAUCCAUGUCAGCUUGAGAAGGCGUUCCAUUUUAACACUUACCCCCGAUCCCCGAUGCUUGAAGCCAAGCGACACAAGAUCCCGUCUGAGCUUCUCCCGGAGGAGCCAGGGUACAUGGAGUACAUCGUGGAACAGGAUAGCAGUGAUCGGUACAUCACGAAUGGCAUUGCCGCAGGGGUUCGUGCAGGCUUCGAUGAAGCCAUGUUAAACGAAUCUGUUGAACGCCGGGCCAUUCCCCGCCCGCAACAAGUCGCCGCCCAGCACGUCAUCCAGGGUGACAGCAAUGGAGGCAGCAAUGGAAACAGCACUGGGAACGUGCCCCACCCAGUCUUUGAGGAGACUCAUGAUGUUGAGACUCGUGGUACAGAGGCUUUUGAUGUUGUGAAUGACGGUGACAGUGAGGGUACCAGGGAGAGCGACUGGAGUUCGGUUCCCUCCGUUCCUUUCUGA
Molecule: messenger RNA, 1266 nt
Organism: Penicillium pulvis
Lineage: Eukaryota; Fungi; Ascomycota; Eurotiomycetes; Eurotiales; Aspergillaceae
Exons: 4
Coding region: 1-1266 (421 amino acids)
Source: RefSeq, a predicted model, not a curated record